Messenger RNA from Coregonus sp. 'balchen', 13900 nucleotides. NCBI's taxonomy places the organism in Eukaryota, Metazoa, Chordata, Actinopteri, Salmoniformes, Salmonidae. The record is from the annotation of a GenBank genome assembly.
AUGGAGGGCGAGUAAGUCCUUAUCUUUUUAUUAAUAGAAUAUUACAUGAAAUCAAUUUAGCUUGGUCAUUACAUGAAUCUCUGAUAACCACCGAUGUUACACCAGAAGGCAACCUCAGGACAGACAAAGGUACGGUCUAUUGAUAUAGCUGAGGAUAAACACCAUUACGUAGUGUUGAAUCAACAGUAUACACCCCAUUCCCGAUAUAUUCACGCAAAUAUGUGAUAAAUAUGCAUAUAUGAUUCGGUUACAUGGGCGCUACAAUAUUAAACGGUGUAAAGACAGGAUUCAAUACCGUAUCAAAGACAACACGGCUUCUAAUCGAAUGAUAAAAACCCACUGUGAGAAAUACCAGAUAAUAGUCACGCAGUGGCGAGGACUUCUAUUUAACCAUGAAAUAAAUCAGUCAAUGUGUAAAAUGUAUUGAAGAAAUUGACAAAAUAUGGCGAGUUUUGGCCAAGCUCUCGUCAUUCACAGACACAGGAUCCGGCAAACCUAGGGAGGGAUGCUGGCGAUGGGAUUUUUAUCAACGCGUCUCGGGUUUCAUUAUGAUUUUUAAAGCCCAACUUUAUGAAUGAAAUGUGAUUUUUCUCUCGCCCUCUUCCUCAACCCCUCCCCUCCUUCCCUUUCUCAUCGCCCCCUCCCCCAUCUCUCUUUCUAUACCCACUCAUCUCUCCUUUUUCCAAACGAUUGCAUUUUUUUCUUCUUCGAGAUAUUGCAAAUCCGUUUAAAUCACUGUGUUUUAUUGUAUUUCAUUCAUAAAAUAACGAAUAUCAGGAUGUGUUAGCGAGCGAGUGCGUGUAGCAGCCAAGUGUGUGAUGAACAGGCAGGAGGAGGAGAGGAGAACGCAAUGUCUUACAAUUAUUGCAACAAUAAUGGGAAUCCUAUGUAAUACAAAUGUAACGAUAUGAUGCCCGUGUCUUAGCAGCUCUGUCGAUCCACGGUGAUGGAAUUUAAAACACUCAUUCAUUGUGCAUCUGGCGGACUAGAGGAGAAGGAGAGGGUUGUGCUGCGAGAUACAGGGCCUCGCACGGAUGGCGAAUGGGCGCGUUCAUUGAUACAUCUGGGAAACACUCCUUCUUGCUCCCAACUCCCAUUCGGUCAUUCUCGCCUUGCCUCAAUAUUUCUCUCAUUCCGUGCCAUUUCCUCGUGACACUACAUUACUCAGGAAUAAGAGUCGUGGUCGUUCUAAAACAAAUCCUGAUAUGGUUUAUUUUGUGCUGUACAAUAAUAUAAUAUUCACUCCAACGUUGUGUUUUCAUUGGUGCAGUCAUCACAUCCUAGGCGAGAUUAGAUUUACCUUGCCCACGUGACCCUCCAUUAUAAAAACCUGUCCGCUUCCGUCCUUCCUACCAUUGAUAUCUAUGGUGGGGCUCAAGAGUCCUAGUGUGGUUAUGCUAUGCUUCUAUAUGAGUAGGCCUACUGAGGUUAGGAAAUAGAAAGACAUUAUGACUAAAAAUAAAUACAUGUAAGAUGGAGGAGUGAUUUUUAAAAAAAUUCAUCUUCACGUUUUGAAACAUGAGAAGGAUGUUGAUAAAACAGUUAGGUAAUGCUUGACAUCAGAGCCAGUGUCAACAGACCAUAGCAUAUUCCAUAUCAUGAUUAUGUUGUAAUUUGUAACAUGAUGAUUGUUUUUUUCUUGGGUAUAUCUCUCUGUCUGUCUAUAUCUCUCUGCCUGUCUAUAUCUCUCUGUCUGUCUAUAUCUCUCGGUCUGUCUAUAUCUCUCGGUCUGUCUAUAUCUCUCUGUCUGUCUAUAUCUCUCUGUCUGACUAUAUCUCUCUGCCUGACUAUAUCUCUCUGUCUGUCUAUAUCUCUCUGUCUGUCUAUAUCUCUCUGUCUGUCUAUAUCUCUCGGUUUCUGCCGACUAUAUCUUCUUUGUCAAUCUCUGGUCUGUUAUAUCUCUCUGCCUGUCAAAAUCUCUCUGUUGUUAUAUCUCUCUGUCGUCUAUAUCUCUUGUUGUCUAUAUUUUCUCGGGCCUGUCAUACUCCUUUUGUCUAUAUCCCCUCUCCCGUUUUUAUUCUUGCCUGUUUAUCCUCUCCCUGAAUAUCUCUCGUCUUUUAUUUUCUUCUGCCGGGUCUAUAUUCUGGUUUGUCUAUAUCUCUCUCCCUGUCUAUAUUCUCUGCCUUUUCUAUAUCUCUGGGUUUGGGGUCUAUAUCUCUCUGCCUGUCUAUUUUCUUUUGCCUGUCUAUACUCUCUAUCUGUCUAUUCUUUCCCUUGUCUAUAUUCUCUGCAUGUCUUUUAUCCCCUUGUCUGUCAAAAUCUCUCUGUCUGUCUAUAUCUCUCUCCCUGUCUAUAUCUCUCUAUUGUCUAUAUCUCUUCCCUGUCAAUCUCUCUAUUUUUUCUAUAUUUCGUCUGUUAAUCUCUUCCCGGUUAUAUCUUCCUGUUAUAUUCUCUCUUCUGUCUAUAUCUCUUGUCUUUUUAUAUUCUCGGUUUGUUAUAUCUUCGGUUGUCUAAUCUUUUUUGACUAUACUCUCUCCCGACUAUAUCUUUUGUCUGUCUAUUUUCUCUCUUUUUGUCUAAUCUCCUGUCUGUCUUUAAAAUUUUCGGUCUGUCUAUAUCUUCGGUUGUCUUUUAAUUUUCUUGUUGGUUAAUAUCUUCUGUCUGUCUAUAUCUUUUGGGCUGUCUAUAUCUCUUGUUGUCAUAUCUCUCUGCCGGGUCUAAAUUCUCUGGUCUGUCAUAUCCUCUAUUGUCUAAUCUCUCUGUCGUCAUUUUUCCCCUUGUCCUAUAUUCUCUUUGUCUAUUAUCUUGUUGUUAUACCCCUCUCGCCUAAAAUCCCCUUGGGCCGUUUUAAAAUCUCUUUUUAUAUGAAUGCUUAUCCAUUUUUUUUAUAAUAGGUUUUGCCCCGGGUAAAAAAAUUUUCUACUAUGUUCAUUUCACAUUUAACCGGUUGCCUCUGCAUCUUUGUAAACAGAGCAAUCAAAUUGUAUUAUGCAUUAAUAUUAUAUAGUUAUAUAGGGGGGUUGUGUAAUAUAUAGUUAUAUAGGGGGGUUGUGUAAUAUAUAGUUAUAUAGGGGGGUUGUGUAAUAUAUAGUUAUAUAGGGGGGUUGUGUAAUAUAUAGUUACAGUGAGGGAAAAAAAGUAUUUGAUCCCCUACUGAUUUUGUACGUUUGCCCACUGACAAAGACAUGAUCAGUCUAUAAUUUUAAUGGUAGUUUUUUUUUAACAGUGAGAGACAGAAUAACAACAAAAAAAUCCAUAAAAACGCAUGUCAAAAAUGUUAUACAUUGAUUUGCAUUUUAAUGAGGGAAAUAAGUAUUUGACCCCUCUGCAAAACAUGACUUAGUACUUGGUGUCAAAACCCUUGUUGGCAAUCACAGAGGUCAGACGUUUCUUGUAGUUGGCCACCAGGUUUGCACACAUUUCAGGAGGGAUUUUGUCCCACUCCUCUUUGCAGAUCUUCUCCAAGUCAUUAAGGUUUCGAGGCUGACGUUUGGCAACUCGAACCUUCAGCUCCCUCCACAGAUUUUCUAUGGUAUUAAGGUCUGGAGACUGGCUAGGCCACUCCAGGACCUUAAUGUGCUUCUUCUUGAGCCACUCCUUUGUUGCCUUGGCCAUGUGUUUUGGGUCAUUGUCAUGCUGAAAUACCCAUCCACGACCCAUUUUCAAUGCCCUGGCUGAGGGAAGGAGGUUCUCACCCAAGAUUUGACGGUACAUGGCCCCGUCCAUCGUCCCUUUGAAUGUGGUGAAGUUGUCCUGUCCCCUUAGCAGAAAAACACCCCCAAAGCAUAAUGUUUCCACCUCCAUGUUUGACGGUGGAAUGGUGUUCUUGGGGUCAUAGGUAGCAUUCCUCCUCCUCCAAACACGGCGAGUUGAGUUGAUGCCAAAGAGCUCGAUUUUGGUCUCAUCUGACCACAACACUUUCACCCAGUUCUCCUCUGAAUCAUUCAGAUGUUCAUUGGCUAACUUCAGACAGGAAUGUAUAUGUGCUUUCUUGAGCAGGGGGACCUUGCGGGCGCUGCAGGAUUUCAGUCCUUCACGGCGUAGUGUGUUACCAAUUGUUUUCUUGGUGACUAUGGUCCCAGCUGCCUUGAGAUCACUGACAAGAUCCUCCCGUGUAGUUCUGGGCUGAUUCCUCACCGUUCUCAUGAUCAUUGCAACUCCACGAGGUGAGAUCUUGCAUGGAGCCCCAGGCCGAGGGAGAUUGACAGUUAUUUUGUGUUUCUUCCAUUUGCGAAUAAUCGAACCAACUGUUGUCACCUUCUCACCAAGCUGCUUGGCGAUGGCCUUGUAGCCCAUUCCAGCCUUGGGUAGGUCUACAAUCUUGUCCCUGACAUCCUUGGAGAGCUCUUUGGUCUUGGCCAUGGUAGAGAGUUUGGAAUCUGAUUGAUUGAUUGCUUCUGUGGACAGGUGUCUUUUAUACAGGUAACAAACUGAGAUUAGGAGCACUCCCUUUAAGAGUGUGCUCCUAAUCUCAGCUCGUUACCUGUAUAAAAGACACCUGGGAGCAAGAAAUCUUUCUGAUAGAGAGGGGGUCAAAUACUUAUUUCACUCAUUAAAAUGCAAAUCAAUUUAUAACAUUUUUGACAUGCGUUUUUCUGGAUUUUGUUGUUAUUCUGUCUCUCACUGUUCAAAUAAACCUAACAUUAAAAUUAUAGACUGAUAAUUUCUUUGUCAGUGGGCAAACGUACAAAAUCAGCAGGGGAUCAAAUACUGUUUUCCCUCACUGUAUAUGGGGGGGUUGUGUAAUAUCAUAUAGUUAUAUAGGGGGGUUGUGUAAUAUAUAGGUUAUAUAGGGGGGUUGUGUAAUAUAUUUAUAGGGGGGUUGUGUAAUAUAUGUUAUAUAGGGGGGUUGUGUAAUAUAUCGUUACUAUUGGGGGGGUUGUGUAAUAUAUAGUUAUAUAGGGGGGUUGUGUAAUAUAUAGGUUAUAUAGGGGGGGGUUGUGUAAUAUAUAGUUAUAUAGGGGGGUUGUGUAAUAUCAUAUAGUUAUAUAGGGGGGUUGUGUAAUAUCAUAUACAGUGGGGGAAAAAAGUAUUUAGUCAGCCACCAAUUGUGCAAGUUCUCCCACUUAAAAAGAUGAGAGAGGCCUGUAAUUUUUCAUCAUAGGUACCGUCAACUAUGACAGACAAUUGAGAAGAAAAAAAAUCCAGAAAUCACAUUGUAGGAUUUUUAAUGAAUUUAUUUGCAAAUUAUGGUGGAAAAUAAGUAUUUGGUCACCUAAAAAACAAGCAAGAUUUCUGGCUCUCACAGACCUGUAACUUCUUCUUUAAGAGGCUCCUCUGUCCUCCACUCGCUAUCUGUAUUAAUGGCAUCUGUUUGAACUUGUUAUCAGUAUAAAUGUCACGCCCUGGCUCUGGGGACAUUGUUAUGUUGAGCCAGGGUGUGUAGAUCUAUGUGUUGUGUUUCUAUGUCGGGAUUCUAUGUAUUGUAUUUCUGUGUUGGCCAGAGUGGUUCCCAAUCAGAGGCAACGAGUGUCAGCUGUUGCUGGUUGUCUCUGAUUGGGAGCCAUACUUAUAGAGGCUGUUUUCCCACAUUAGUUGUGGGAUCUUGUUCUAGUUGGUUUGUGUUAGACCGUUGACUGUCACGUUAUCGUUUUUGUUGUUUUGGUCGUGUAUCACUAAUAAAGAGUAUGUUCGUCUGCAAUGCUGCGCCUUGGUCCUCAUCUGUUCCCGACGAUCGUGACAAUAAAAGACACCUGUCCACAACCUCAAACAGUCACACUCCAAACUCCACUAUGGCCAAGACCAAAGAGCUGUCAAAGGACACAAGAAACAAAAUUGUAGACCUGCACCAGGCUGGGAAGACUGAAUCUGCAAUAGGUAAGCAGCUUGGUUUGAAGAAAUCAACUGUGGGAGCAAUUAUUAGGAAAUGGAAGACAUACAAGACCACUGAUAAUCUCCCUUGAUCUGGGGCGCCACGCAAGAUCUCACCCCGUGGGGUCAAAAUGAUCACAAGAACGGUGAGCAAAAAUCCCAGAACCACACGGGGGGACCUAGUGUAUGACCUGCAGAGAGCUGGGACCAAAGUAACAAAGCCUACCAUCAGUAACACACUACGCCGCCAGGGACUCAAAUCCUGCAGUGCCGACGUGUCCCCCUGCUUAAGCCAGUACAUGUCCAGGCCCGUCUGAAGUUUGCUAGAGUGCAUUUGGAUGAUCCAGAAGAGGAUUGGGAGAAUGUCAUAUGGUCAGAUGAAACCAAAAUAUAACUUUUUGGUAAAAAACUCAACUUGUCGUGUUUGGAGGACAAAGAAUGCUGAGUUGCAUCCAAAGAACACCAUACCUACUGUGAAGCAUGGGGGUGGAAACAUCAUGCUUUGGGGCUGUUUUUCUGCAAAGGGACCAGGACGACUGAUCCGUGUAAAGGAAAGAAUGAAUGGGGCCAUGUAUCGUGAGAUUUUGAGUGAAAACCUCCUUCCAUCAGCAAGGGCAUUGAAGAUGAAACGUGGCUGGGUCUUUCAGCAUGACAAUGAUCCCAAACACACCGCCCGGGCAACGAAGGAGUGGCUUCGUAAGAAGCAGUUCAAGGUCCUGGAGUGGCCUAGCCAGUCUCCAGAUCUCAACCCCAUAGAAAAUCUUUGGAGGGAGUUGAAAGUCUGUGUUGCCCAGCGACAGCCCCAAAACAUCACUGCUCUAGAGGAGAUCUGCAUGGAGGAAUGGGCCAAAAUACCAGCAACAGUGUGUGAAAAACCUUGUGAAGACUUACAGAAAAGUUUGACCUGUGUCAUUGCCAACAAAGGUUAUAUAACAAAGUAUUGAGAAACUUUUGUUAUUGACCAAAUACUUAUUUUCCACCAUAAUUUGCAAAUAAAUUCAUAAAAAAUCCUACAAUGUGAUUUUCUGGAUUUAUUUUUCUCAUUCUGUCUGUCAUAGUUGACGUGUACCUAUGAUGAAAAUUACAGGCCUCUCUCAUCUUUUUAAGUGGGAGAACUUGCACAAUUGGUGGCUGACUAAAUACUUUUUCCCCCACUGUAGUUAUAUAGGGGGGUUGGUGUACUAUAUAGUUAUAUAGGGGGGUUUUUGUGUAAAUAUAUAUAGGGGGUUGUGUAAAUAUAGUUUUAGGGGGGUGCUGUUUAAUAUAUAGUUAUAUAGGGGGGUUGUGUAAUAUAUAGUUAUAUGGGGGGUUGUGUAAUAUCAGUAUAUAGGGGGGUUGUGUAAUAUAUAGUUAUAUAUGGGGGGGUUUUGUGUUAUAUAGUUAUAUAGGGGGGUUGUUGUAAUCAUCUAGUUUACUAUGGGGGGUUUGUAUACUUCGUUCAUCUAGGGGGGUUUGUGUAUCAUAUAUAGUUAUUAUUUUUUCUAGUUUGGGGGUUGGUGUAUCCUCAUGUUUCUAUGGGGGGGUUGUGUACCUAUACUCGUUUAUCUGGGGGGUUGUGUAUUUAGUUUUAGCGGGGGUUGUAUAUCCUAUUACGUUUCUAGGGGGGUUUUGUACUCUUUGAUCGUUGGUUAGUGGCUCUCGUGUUUGCUUGUUUGUUUUUACUCGUUUUUCUUCAUUUCUUGGGGGGUUGUGUCUUAUGUUAUGGGGGGUUGUGUAACUCUAGUUUAUUGGGGGGUUGUGUAAUCUUAGGUAUUAGGGGGGUUGUGUAAAUUAGUUACUAUCAGGGUGGGUUGUUCUUAUUGUGUCUCUUCUUAUCAGGGGUGUUGUGUUUAGUUAUCUGGGGGGUUGUGUACUAUAUAGUUUAUAGGGGGGUUGUGUAAUAUCAUAUAUGUUAUGUAGGGGGGUUGUGUAAUAUAUAGUUAUAUAGGGGGGUUGUGUAAUAUAUAGUUUAUAUGGGGGGUUGUGUAAUUAUAUGUUAUUGGGGGGUUGUGCCUAAAUAUACGUUAUAUGGGGGUGUUGUGUCUAAUUAGUAUAGGGGGGUUGUGUUCAUAGUUAGUUAUAUAGGGGGGUUUGUGUACUAUAUAGUUAUGGGGGGUUGUGUAAUAUAUAGUUAUCAUGGGGGGUUUUUGUACAUAUCUAGUUAUCUGGGGGGUUUGUGUAAUUAUGUUUUGGGGGGUUGUGUAUAUAUGUUAUAUAGGGGGGUUGUGUACUAUCAUAUAGUUAUAUAGGGGGGUUGUGUAAUAUAUAGUUAUAUUAUUGUUUCUGUCCUUUUCAACAGUGUGUGUGUGUGUGUGUGUGUGUGUGAAUGCAUUUUGUGUGUGAAUGUUUGUGUAUGUUAUUUGAAAUGGUGUGUUUUUGUCCUGUACUGUGUGUGUGUAUAUGCUUGCGUGUUUGUGUGUAUGCUUGAGUGUGUUUGUGAUGCAUGUGUGUAUACCUGUGUGUGUGUGUAUACCUGUGUGUGUACCUGUGUGUGUGUGUACCUGUGUGUGUGUGUGUACCUGUGUGUGUGUAUACCUGUGUGUGUGUGUGUAUACCUGUGUGUGUGUAUACCUGUGUGUGUGUAUACCUGUGUGUGUGUAUACCUGUGUGUGUGUGUAUACCUGUGUGUGUGUGUACCUGUGUGUGUGUAUACAUGGUGUGUGUGUGUGUGUGUAUACCUGUGUGUGUGUGUAUACCUGUGUGUGUGUGUAUCCUGUGUUGUGUGUGUAUACCGUGUGUGUGUGUAUACCUGUGUGUAUACCUGUGUGUGUGUGUGUACCUGUGUGUGUGUGUAUACCUGUGUGUGUGUGUGUAUACCUGUGUGUGUGUAUAUACCUGUGUGUGUGUAUAUACCUGUGUGUGUGUGUAUACCUGUGUGUGUGUAUACCUGUGUGUGUGUGUGUAUACCUGUGUGUGUGUGUGUAUACCUGUGUGUGUGUGUGUAUACCUGUGUGUGUGUGUAUACCUGUGUGUAUACCUGUGUGUGUGUGUAUACCUGUGUGUGUGUAUACCUGUGUGUGUGUGUAUACCUGUGUGUGUAUAUACCUGUGUGUGUGUGUGUAUACCUGUGUGUGUGUGUAUACCUGUGUGUGUGUGUGUGUAUACACCUGUGUGUGUGUAUAUACCUGUGUGUGUGUGUAUACCUGUGUGUGUGUAUACCUGUGUGUGUGUGUAUACCUGUGUGUGUGUGUACCUGUGUGUGUGUAUACCUGUGUGUGUGUAUACCUGUGUGUGUGUGUAUACCUGUGUGUGUGUAUACCUGUGUGUGUGUAUACCUGUGUGUGUGUAUACCUGUGUGUGUGUGUAUACCUGUGUGUGUGUGUGUACCUGUGUUGUCUAAUCUCCUGUUCUCUCUCCUCAGUGUGCGUGUUCGAGCCGUGGUGAUGACACGUGACGACUCCAGUGGCGGCUGGGUACCCCUGGGGGGCGGCGGCCUCAGUCACGUGGUGAUAUGUAAGGGGAGGAGCCAUGAAGGCGGGGGACGGAGAGAAUACAUUGUACGCGGAGAGCGGCUACGCGAUCGAGCAGUGAGUCUGUGUGUCACGCCUGUCUUCAGUGCUGUGCCACCUGAGGGCCCAUCUGAGACAUGGUCUGCAUGGGACUAGUCCAUUGGUUCCAUUGUAUAUCAAGCACAGUGCAAGUAUUUUUUAAAGUAUUUGACUAAUGUAUAUAUGUUCUAACCCUAACUCUAUGGUACGGCGUUUGUGGGAGCUCUGGUUUUUGGAGGACCAUGGAAAAGUUGGUGCAGUGAUCCCCUCCACCUCCCUGUCUCUGUGUGUGUGUGCAUGUAGCCAGUGCUGGAGUGUGCUGUGCAGAAGGGGCUGGUCUACAACAAGGUGAACCCCAUCUUCCACCACUGGCGCAUGGAGGAGCGUAAGUUUGGCCUGACGUUUCAGAGUCCUGCCGACGCCAUCUCCUUCGAGCGCGGCCUACAGGCGGUCAUCCAUAAGCUGGACCGCGGCUCUGAAUCUCCUUCCUCCUCCACGCCUGAAGAGGGUGACACCGAGGACGAUGGUCAAGCGGUGAGUGGCUUUAUCCCUUUUUAUACACACAGAUCUAGGAUCAGAUUAGAUAUAGGAUCUGUUUAGUGGAGUUGCGUUUCCUUUAUUCAAUGUUGUUCUGAGGGCAGCUCUCUGGAAUUUCCUUUAUUCAAUGUUGUUCUGAGGGCAGCUCUGCCUCAAGGGCCAGAACGAAUGUGAUUGGUUCAAUUAAUGUUUAACAAUCAGUGGGCUGAGCAUACAGAGAUUGUGUUGCUCACUCUGUCUGUCGGUCCUGGAUCAAGACCGUCAUAUGAUUGUGCCGGUCCUGGAUCAAGACCGUCAUAUGAUUGUGUCGGUCCUGGAUCAAGAUGGUCAUAUGAUCCGUGACGGUCACGAUCAAUGACCGUCAUACGAUUGUGUCGGUCCUGGAUCAAGACCGUAAUAUGAUUGUGUCGGUCCUGGAUCAAGACCGUAAUAUGAUUGUGUCGGUCCUGGAUCAAGACCGUCAUAUGAUUGUGUUGGUCAUGGAUCAAGACCGUCAUAUGAUUGUGACGGUCCUGGAUCAAGACCGUCAUAUAUAUGAUUGUGUUGGUCCUGGAUCAAGACUGUCAUAUAUAUGAUUGUGUCGGUCCUGGAUCAAGACCGUCAUAUGAUUGUGUCGGUCCUGGAUCAAGACCGUCAUAUGAUUGUGUUGGUCAUGGAUCAAGACCGUCAUAUGAUUGUGACGGUCCUGGAUCAAGACCGUCAUAUAUAUGAUUGUGUCGGUCCUGGAUCAAGACUGUCAUAUAUAUGAUUGUGUCGGUCCUGGAUCAAGACCGUAAUAUGAUUGUGUCGGUCCUGGAUCAAAAUGGUCAUAUGAUUGUGUCGGUCCUGGAUCAAGACCGUCAUAUAUAUGAUUGUGUCGGUCCUGGAUCAAGACCGUAAUAUGAUUGUGUCGGUCCUGGAUCAAAAUGGUCAUAUGAUUGUAUCGGUCCUGGAUCAAGACCGUCAUAUGAUUGUGUCGGUCCUGGAUCAAGACCGUCAUAUGAUUGUGUCGGUCCUGGAUCAAGACCGUCAUAUGAUUGUGUCGGUCCUGGAUCAAGACUGUCAUAUGAUUGUGUCGGUCCUGGAUCAUGUUGUGUACUGAGAAUAGAAUGUCCAUGGACCUGUAGUCUAUGUGAGUCUGUGGUACAUGUGUGAUGACCUGUAGUCUCUGUGUGGUAGCUCAGUUGGUAGAGCAUGGCGCUUGCAACGCCAGGGUUGUGGGUUCGAUUCCCACGGGGGACCAGAAUGAAAAUGUAUGCAUUCACUAACUGUAAGUCGCUCUGGAUAAGAGCAUCUGCUAAAUGACUAAAAUGUAAAAAAUGUACAUGUGUGAAGACCUGUAGUCUCUGUGAGUCUGUGGUACAUGUGUGAUGAGCUGUAGUCUCUGUGAGUCUGUGGUACAUGUGUGAUGAGCUGUAGCAUACAAAUAUAAUCUAUUUUCUAAACAUCUAGAUUCUAUUUCUAUGAGUUGUAGUGUGUCAGUCUACAUGACCUCUGAUGACCUGUAGUGUGUCAGUCUACAUGACCUCUGAUGACCUGUAGUGUUUCAGUCUCUGGAGCUCAAGGAUGUCUCUGUACUUUGCUCCGUUCAUCUUUCCCUCGAUCCUGACUAGUCUCCCAGUCCCUGCCGCUGAAAAACAUCCCCACAGCAUGAUGCUGCCACCACCAUGCUUCACCGUAGGGAUGGUGCCAGGUUUCCUCCAGACGUGACGCUUGGCAUACAGGCCAAAGAGUUCCAUCUUGGUUUCAUCAGACCAGAGAAUCUUGUUUCUCAUGGUCUGAGUCCUUUAGUGCCUUUCGGCAAACUCCAAGCGGGCUGUCAUGUGCCUUUUACUGAGGAGUGGCUUCCGUCUGGCCACUCUACCAUAAAGGUCUGAUUGGUGGAGUGCUGCAGAGAUGGUUGUCCUUCUGGAAGGUUCUCCCAUCUUCACAGAGGAACUCCCUGACCAAGGCCCUUCUCCCCCGAUUGCUCAGUUUGCCCGGGUGUCCAGCUCUAGGAAGAGUCUGGGUGAUUCCAAACUUCUUCCAUUUAAGAAUGAUGGAGGCCACUGUGUUCUUGGGGACCUUCAAUGCUGCAGAAUGUUUUUGGUAACCUUCCCCAGAUCUGUGCCUCGACACAAUCCUGUCUGGGAGCUCUACGGACAAUUCCUUCGACCUCAUGGUUUGGUUUUUGCUCUGACAUGCACUGUCAACUGUGGGACCUUAUAUAGACAGGUGUGUACCUUUCCAAAUCAUGUUCCGAUCAAUUCAAUUUACCACAGGUGUACUCCAAUCAAGUUGUAGAAACAUCUCAAGGAUGAUCAAUGGUAACAGGAUGCACCUGAACUCAAUUUCGAGUCACAUAGCAAAGGGUCUGAAUACUUACGUAAAUAAGGUAUUUCUGUUUUAAAAUUUUUAGUAAACUUGCAAACAUUUCUAAAAACCAGUUUUCACUUUGUCAUUAUGGGGUAUUGUGUGUAGAUUGAUGAGGGAUUUUUUUUAUUUAAACCAUUUUAGAAUAAGGCUGUAACGUAACAAAAUGUGGAAAAAGUCAAGAGGUCUGAAUACUUUUCGAAUGUAACAACAAACAACCUUCAAUUUAUUGCAUUUUCAUCUCUUAUGAAAAUGAAAAUAAACCAACAAAUAUACUGAACAAAAAUAUAAACGCAACAUGCAACAAUUUCAAUGAUUUUACUGAGCAACAGUUCAUAUAAGGAAAUCAAACAAUUGAAAUUAAUUAGGCCCUAAUCUAUGGAUUUCACAUGACUGGGCAGGGGAUGCAGCCAUGUGUGGGCCUGGGAGGGCAUAGACCCACCCACCAGCCAAUCAGAAUUAGUUUUUCUCACAAAAGGGCUUUAUUAUAGACAGACGAUCCCGCAGGUGAAGAAGCCAGAUGUGGAGGUCCUGGGCUGCAAUGGUUACACGUGGUCUGCUGUUAUGAGGCCGAUUGGACGUAAUGCCAAAUACUCUAAAACGACGUUGGAGGUGGCUCAUGGUAGAGAAAUUAACAUUCAAUUCUCUGCCAACAGCUCUGGUGGACAUUCCCUCAAAACUUGAGACAUCUGUGGCAUUGUGUUGUGUGACAAAACUGCACAUUUUAGAGUGGCCUUUUAUUGUCCCCAGCACAAGGUGCCCCUGUGUAAUGAUCAUGCUGUUUAAUCAGCUUCUUGAUAUGCCACACCUGUCAGGUGGAUGGAUUAUCUUGGCAAUGGAGAAAUGCUCACUAACAGGGAUGUAAACAAAUUUCUGCACAAAAUUGGGGGAAAUUAGCUUUUUGUGCAAAUGGAACAUUUCUGGGAUCUUUUAUUUCAGCUCAUGAAACAUGAGACCAACACUUUACAUGUUGCGUUUAUAUUUUUGUUCAGUAUACAUUUACUCAAUAACAUUAUAUCCAAUCAUUUGUAUAGUGUCCUAUGCAACAACCUGUUAAACCAUAAUGUUUUGUUCCUAGAUUAUGUUUUAUUUAAAAAAAUGUAUAAAACAUUUUGGCGACCAAGUUGCACCAAGACCCCACUGGGGGUCGCGACCCCGACCAAAUACCACUGGUCUAAAGUUUAAUGACGUGUAGUGUGUCAGUCUACAGUGUGAUGACCUCUGACCUGUAUUGUCAGUCUACAGUGUGAUGACCUCUGACCUGUAGUAUCAGUCUACAGUGUGAUGACCUCUGACCUGUAUUGUCAGUCUACAGUGUGAUGACCUCUGACCUGUAGUGUCAGUCUACAGUGUGAUGACCUCUGACCUGUAUUGUCAGUCUACAGUGUGAUGACCUCUGACCUGUAGUGUGUCAGUCUACAGUGUGAUGACCUCUGACCUGUAGUAUCAGUCUACAGUGUGAUGACCUUUGACCUGUAGUGUGUCAGUCUACACUGUGAUGACCUCUGACCUGUAGUGUGAGUCAGUCUACAGUGUGAUGACCUUUGACCUGUAGUGUGUCAGUCUACACUGUGAUGACCUCUGACCUGUAGUGUGAGUCAGUCUACACUGUGAUGACCUCUGACCUGUAGUGUGUCAGUCUACAGUGUGAUGACCUCUGACCUGUAGUGUCAGUCUACAGUGUGAUGACCUCUGACCUGUAGUGUGUCAGUCUACAGUGUGAUGACCUCUGACCUGUAGUGUCAGUCUACACUGUGAUGACCUCUGACCUGUAGUGUGAGUCAGUCUACAGUGUGAUGACCUCUGACCUGUAG